Molecule: messenger RNA, 2132 nt
Organism: Paramecium sonneborni
Lineage: Eukaryota; Ciliophora; Oligohymenophorea; Peniculida; Parameciidae
Source: the annotation of a GenBank genome assembly
AUGAAACAUUCUUAAUUAGUUCACCUACUGUCCAAAUAACCAUAAUCUAUUGAUAAUUAAGGAGCUACUUAAAUGAGUACUCCUAGAGCCAAUUAACAAUCAUAAUAAACUUUGACUCUACCACAUAAAUUGAAUACAUUGAGUACAGCCUACAGUAAAGAGUAGAGACAAGUAACAGAAGGUAAUGAAGAUUUUGAAGUUUAAGUAAACUAAUUCAAUGUAAUAAGAAAAUUAAAGAUCUACAAAAUAGAUUGAUAUCUAGAUGUACUACGUUAGAAUUCCUUAUUUAAGUUAUUACAACAAACAAAAAUUAAUUGAACAGUUUACCAACCAUUUAAAAAAUUGAGUAGCUCUUACUCUCUAUUGUUAACACUAUUUAGAAUACAACUAAAAAUGAAAUUUAGUUAGGCUUCUUAAAUAGAUAACAAAAGAAAACUUCUGGUAUUCAAUCUUAAUUAUUUUAUAGUCUUUAAUAAGUAGGUAUUAAAAAAAGAGGCUGAUUUAUUUGAUAGAAAUAAGUCAUUGCAGCAAGAAGUUGAAAUCAAUUCAUCUAGAAGUAAUAAAUUGAUAGAAGAAAAUUUAAAAUUAUAAAAGUAAUUAAAAUCAGAAAAAAAUUUAAACGAAAUUAAUAUCAAGAAAAUAAAUGCAUUAGAAAAAAGAAUUGAAUUUAUAGUGUCAAAUGAUAUCAACAUUUUUGAAAUGAGAUCGAAUUUGACAAUUUUAAUGAAGGAGAAUGAACAAUUAAAAAGGGAUUUGGAAAGAAAAAAUUAAGAAGUAGAGAGAAUUCAAGGAAAAUUAAAUUAAUAUUAAUUAGUGGUAAGUAGAUUAUAAAAAACUAUUGAUAAUUUAAGAAAGAAAAAUGAUGAUGAUGAAAUUAGAGGAUUUAUAAAAAAAGAUGAUAUUGAAUUAUUAAUGAAUUUUAAGAUACCAUAAAAUUUGGAUUUUCGAAUAGUGUGUUAGAAAUUAGAUCAUUAAAAUUUAUUGAAUGAUUUAUGUGAAAAAGGGGUUAUAAAUACAUUAUAAUAAAUAUCUUAAUAAUCAUAAGAAGUUUAGAAAUAGUAAAUAACAUACUAUUGUAAUUAAUUGUUGUCUUUUAAGGAGUUUUCUGAGAGAUUGAAUUAAUUGUUAUUAUAAAUGGAAGAGUUCAGCAAUUGUUAAACAAUAGAAGAUCUAAUUUUUAAUGUAAAUAGACAAUUACCUUAAGUAUUUAAAUGUGAGACAGCCAAAUUAUGGUUGCUAGAUACAAAGAAUGGAUUAUUAUAUUCAUAUUUGGAAACUAGAUAAUAAAUAAAGGCUUUAUAAGAUAAAGGAUUGGUAGCAGAUACAUUUAAAAUGUAUUAAGCAUAGAAUAUAAGUUAGAAACCAAAGAAAGCAAUAAUAUAUAGAUUAAAUGAUAAUGAGUAGGCUGAAUAUGGAAAGAGUGCAUUAAUAUUACCAAUAUUUUGUAUAGGUUAGAAUAUAAUAAGAGGUAGUUUGAUAAUAUUGAAUUCAGAAUAAGAGUAAUUUUCUUUUGAUGAAGAAUAUUUUGGUAUAAUAAUAAGUAGUUUUUUGGGGAUAAUAUUAUAAAGAUUAGUAGAUAAGGAGAGUUGGUUAAUAGCAUAAAAGUAUCGUAGUUUGAUGAAUAAUUAAUUAACAGAGAUUUUAAGAUCAAAAGAUAAGUAAAUAGCUAGUGAGAGAAUAAGAUAAAGUUUUAAAAAGAUAUUUGGAUUUUAGAUAAUAUAGUUUUAUUUUGUGGAUAAUGAUAAAAUGAUAAGUUUUGUGGAUGGAAAGGAAUAGUAAUUUUCAUUAGAUUAUGGAUUGGCUGGAAUGGCAGUUAGAAAUAAGUAGAGAUAUAUAGUGAAUGACAUAAAAAGAUCUGUUAAUUUUAAUCCAAAGGUUGAUUUGAUAUCUAUAUUGCCUGUUUUUAUUUAGCCUUUAUUAAAUAAAUAAGAUGUGGUGAUUGGAGUAGUUGAAGUAAAUAAUUAUAAAUUAAUAAAUAGACUUGUUUAAAGAAUAAGUUAUCAAUUGAUAUGGAAAGAGAACAUUUAUUAGAAGUGAGUGAAAAUCUAUUUGGAAUUGAAGAACCUUUAACAAGUUAAUUAUAAAGUUAUGUUGAAUUGUUGGCAGGAACUUUAUCUAAUAUAAAAUUUUGA